Mesorhabditis belari is the source of this 1548-nucleotide messenger RNA. NCBI's taxonomy places the organism in Eukaryota, Metazoa, Nematoda, Chromadorea, Rhabditida, Rhabditidae. The record is from the annotation of a GenBank genome assembly.
AUGUUUCUAAUCCUUUUGGUGAUCUGUGUUGCCGGAUAUGCUGCUGCGUACACGUUCUUCUCGUGGCAUGCCGGCUAUUGGAAACGACGCGGAAUACCUGGUCCAAAGCCUCGCCUCUUCUAUGGAAACUGGUUAGAGAUGGACAAAAUCGAUGCACCCGCCACGAUGAAGCUCCCAGAAUGGACAAAAAAAUAUGGGAAAGUUUAUGGAAUCUAUGAGGGGAUUCGAAAAAUUCUGGUGGUCAGCGAUCCGGACCUUUUGCAAGAGCUCUUCGUGAAGAAGUUCGAGUAUUUUCACGGGAGAAAGCUUUUCCCAUUGACUCCAAAUCCUGAUACGGAUCCCCGAGUUCACGUGUUUAAUGCGAGAGGGCAACGGUGGAAGCGAUUAAGACUCCUCACGAAUCCCUCAUUCUCUGUCAAUUCACUUAAAAAGAUGCGCCACACCGUUGAAGACUCAGCCAAAGUCAUGGUAAAGUUCAUGAGCAAAAACGCGGAUUCUGGAAAAGGCUUCAACAUUCAUCAAUAUUUCCAAGAGUAUACUCUUGACGUGAUCGCUCGUGUUGCAAUGGGUCAAGAAGGGACAAGACAGUUUGAAAAUCCGGCCACUGAGUGGUUGAUCAAUACUUUUAUUCGACGAAUCGAUGACAAAGUGAACUAUUGGACAUGUGCGGUGCCUCUUUUCCUGCCGUUGUUGGGAAAGCUUUUCAUGGCGACAGCAAAACUUCGGGGUCGACAAUUCCCGAAAAUCUUCAAGAUGAUUGAGGACACUGUGGAGGAAAGGAAACGAAGAAGGGACGAAUGUCGACAAAAAGGUGAGACACCCGAGUUGAACGAUUUCAUCGAUCUUUUCCUGGAAGCCGAAGCUGAUGUAGAUUUGAAUGGAGAGUCGAUUGAUCGACAACAGAUCAAGGUGGAAAAGAAACUAUCUACUGAAGAAAUCGUCGCCCAAUGCUUUGUUUUCCUCUUGGCCGGCUUUGACACAACAGCCAACUCGCUUGCUUAUGUCACUCAUCUCUUGGCACAGAAUCCCGAUAAACUUGAGAAAUUGUUAGAGGAAUUGGAUUCCGUUUGUGGAGAUGAUGAGGAUUUAACGUACGAGCAGCUGACAAAGCUCAACUAUAUGGAUUGUGUGAUCAAAGAGGCGUUGAGAAUGUAUCCACUGGGUGCAUUUGCUAACGCACGGACAUGCAUGGAAACGACUACUUUAGGAGAUAUGGAGAUUGAAAAAGGCACAAUCCUGUGGGCCGACUCGUGGAGUGUCCACUAUAGCAAAGAGAUUUGGGGAGACGAUGCUAAGGAAUUUGUGCCAGAGAGAUGGGAAGAGGGUAAACCGAGACAUCAACUCGCAUGGUUUCCGUUCGGAGCUGGUCCACGACAAUGCAUUGGAAUGCGGCUGGCUUUGAUGGAGGAAAAGAUGGCUCUUGCACAUUUAUUCCGGAAUUUCAUCAUCUCUGCCGGUCCAGAAACUGAGAAAAAGCUGAAGUUGAUCGGGAAUUUCACUCUUUCGCCCGAAUCGGUCACAUUAUAUUUGAAGAAACGGGAAAUGCUG